AUUGAUAUCUGCACGAAGUGUCGACAGAGGCUCCUUAUAUCGCUGAUGUUUGAAAGAAAUCAUUGAGAGAACACAUGACAUAAAAUAGAUGAAAGACAAUGCUACAGGGGUGCCCUCUUUUCCACAACAUGACCUGUCUUCUCCAAUAUUAAUAGUCCGAAACAGUUUAAAGGAAGAACUUGAUAAUUGCACGAGCCCAAACCCGAAUGAGUCAUUCGCUUGUCUUGCGCUAUUCUCGCCUUCUGAGCGCGGCUGUGUGGUGCCGGAAGCUUACACAAAAAUUUGUUCACCAGCUUCCAGUUUAAAGAUGCAGGAAACUUGGAGACCUUGUCCUGGACAGAGCUUCAAGACAUUCGCUGAGUUCCAAGAGUUGUUUGAGGAUUUCCAGGAGAGGUCACAUUCUGUUUGGGUGAGAAACUCAUCGCAGACUGUGGCCCAGGCAAAUGAGUACUUGGAAAAGAAGAACGCAGAAUUGAUUGACGCAGCAUUGGUGUACAAGAAUAUCAUGUUUACAUGCAAAUUUGGUGGCAAGCAGAGGGGAAGAAUUGGUUUCACUGAUGACCAGAGGGCUCAGAAAGUGCGAUGUCAUGCUGAAAUUUUGUUAGCGUACAACCAUGUAUCCAAAGCACUUGUAAUCCGCUCAGUUAACUUGGACCACAACCAUCACCUAUAAUGUGCAUCUUGGUGCUGAUACGAUUUCAAAUGUCAUGUUCUAUGCCAUGCCAUUAGUUCAAGGACCAAUAUUCUUUUUUUCUCCUUCUUGCCUGUAAGGACAUCUGUGUCAGAAAUCCACUUCUGUCAUUUUAUGAGUAGGUGUUUUGUUUGAAAAUGCGGGGCAAGUUUUCAGAAUAAAGUAUAAUGCUUACUUUAAA
This is a messenger RNA of Thrips palmi, 872 nucleotides long. RefSeq lists its product as uncharacterized. The transcript is spliced from 4 exons. NCBI's taxonomy places the organism in Eukaryota, Metazoa, Arthropoda, Insecta, Thysanoptera, Thripidae. The record is from RefSeq and is a predicted model, not a curated record. Bases 89 to 673 code for a protein of 194 amino acids.